AUGCGCCUGCAGAACGAGCUGAGCAAGCAGGAGAGCCCCAACGACUCGCUCAAGUCCGGAGUGCAGAAGCUCCAAUCCUCAAACUCCACCCUCACGCAUCAGCUCGCCAUCAAGAACGCGGAGGCGCAACAACUCGCCAACGAACUCCUGACACUCAAGAAACGUCAUGAGGAGACACAGAGCCUGCUCGAGAGCCGCACACGCGAGCUCGACGUCUCCAAGGCACUCCUCGCCAAGGCUGACUCGCUCUCGUGCGCAGACGUCAUUUCGCUCCUCGGCGCACUCAACGCCGGGAUUCUCCAGACGGCCGCGUUCAUCGCGGAUUCGUUCGAGUUCUCAUUCGACAGAGCGCAAGCGCGUGAAGGUGGCGUCGCGGAGAUGCUGGACGCACGCACGAAGCUGCAGGACGUUAUGGGCGCCGCAUUGUUGGACCUGCUCGGGCGGGUGAAGCACGAGGACCACCCAACGCUCAUCCAGAUCGCGCUGCAAAGCUCGAUUGUGGAGUUUUCGCGGUGGAUGGUUUCGACUUGGGACUACGAUGUGUUGCAGGCGGAGCAACCUCUCAUGGAGGUUUACCAGAACAUUCGCGAGACAGAGAACCAAGCAGUCGCCGGCCGCUGGCGCGCCCUCACCCGCGCACACGCGCAAAAAAUCGCAUUCCGCGAGGACGCCCAACACUCCACCCUCCUCGUCACCAACCUUUCCGAGGCGCUCGUGCUUGUGCUCGUCGCCGCCGGCUGCGUGUGCACGUACGACGAGACGUCCAAACGCAUCGCGUCCGCGUUCGGUGCACGCAUCUCCGCGCUCGUUGACAUGGCCACGCGCCUGAACCGCGCGAUGGGCGAGGAGGUCACAUCGGCCGACCUGUGGCCAGCGUAUAUCGAGUUCGGCACGCCGUUCAAUGGGGACGAUAUGCGCGACAUGUAUGCGGAGGACGGGGACGAUGCAAACGCGCAGGAGUCGGAGGGGCAUGUCGUGCUGUGUACGACGGAGCUCGGCUUGAUCCGGUCCGAGAAGGCGCAAGUGGAGGGCCGGCCCGAGUUCUCGACGACGCAUCUUGUCAAGGCCAAGGUUGCGCUGGAGAGCGUCGUCGAUGGGAUGGAGGUCGUGGAGUUUGAGGACGAUGAGGCUUAGACGUUUGUUUGCCUCUAGGAUGCAUGUCGCUUUAUGGCGGUCAUUCUUUCUUUACUUCUUCUUCCCCCCUUUCUAACCUCGCGUGUGCUAUUUUUGCGCUCUUGGACAGGUCAAACACGACUUCAU
Molecule: messenger RNA, 1260 nt
Organism: Coniophora puteana RWD-64-598 SS2
Lineage: Eukaryota; Fungi; Basidiomycota; Agaricomycetes; Boletales; Coniophoraceae
Exons: 2
Coding region: 1-1134 (377 amino acids)
Source: RefSeq, a predicted model, not a curated record